This is a messenger RNA of Oryza sativa Japonica Group (Japanese rice), 751 nucleotides long. The record is from RefSeq and is a predicted model, not a curated record. NCBI's taxonomy places the organism in Eukaryota, Viridiplantae, Streptophyta, Magnoliopsida, Poales, Poaceae.
CUCUGCCCAGCACAAUUUGCAUUUCGCACGCAGAGAAGAGAAAAAAAAAGGGAAAAAGAAAAUGUACCAGGCGAUCCCGUACAACGCGAACCGGGCUUGGCCGGCGGCGAGCCGGCCGGCGACGGCGGCGGCGGCGCCGCCGCCGCCGCCGCCGCGUGGCGAGGAGGAGGAGGUGAGGAGGGCGGUGGCGGAGUGCCCGGUGGUGGUGGUGGGUCGGAGCGGGUGCUGCCUGAGCCACGUCGUGAAGCGGCUGCUGCAGGGGCUCGGGGUCAACCCGGCGGUGCACGAGGUCGCCGGCGAGGCCGAGCUCGCCGGGGUGGUCGCCGGCGGCGGCGGCGUCGCGCUGCCGGCGGUGUUCGUCGGCGGGAGGCUCCUCGGCGGGCUCGACCGGCUCAUGGCCGUGCACAUCUCCGGCGAGCUCGUGCCCAUUCUGAAGGAGGCCGGUGCACUCUGGCUCUGAAUCAACAACGCAGUAGCGAUCAAGCUGUUUUCCUUUUUUUUUUCUUUUUCUCUCCUAUUAGGUUCAAAUCAUCUGAUGCUUUUAGCUUCUUUUUUUUUUCAUGGCAUUAAUAAUGGUGUUGUAAUUAGAUAGGACGAAAAACUUGAAUUCUUUUAGGAUUUUAAUAAGGAUGAUUAGGAGAAGUGUGUGUCCGUUAACGCUACUGUACUUAAUUACCUUGUAACUAGUACCUAUACCUAUUUUCGACCAUGUAAAUACGAAUGGGAGAAAUGAAGAGAAAUAUUUGCGGUA